AUGUGGAAGCUCUGCAAGGGCCUUUUUAUAAUUUUCCUUGCAUUCUUGGCAAUUCUUUGUUUAUUCUUCGCAUUAUCAAUCGGGUAUAUCAGUGCAGUUGUAUUUCUUUCAACGUGGUUUCCAACUCAUCUGCAAAAGUUUUCACGAACCUGGAACUCAGAGGAUCCUCUAAAUCAUCAAAAUGCAAAUGUGAACAUGUCUCCAUGGGGAUUGCCAUAUGAUGCAGAAUGUGGAAUGGUUCCGAUGGUUUUCCUGGAAAUGGAUUGCUUGGAGCCUGCGAAAAAGUGUCGACAGAAAAUUGAAAAUUUUGAGAAUAAGUAUGAACAAUCAUCAGAUGCAAUCUGGAAUGUCACAUUGAAAGAUCAAGAGUUUCACGAAAUUUCAAAGUAUUGCUUCGAGAGUUGCAUGCGACUAAUGGCUUGUAAAGAAGGAGAUUACCAUUUUGAACUAUUCCAUAAAUAUCCUCAUUCAUUCUUCAGGAAUCACAGCAAUUUUCCUAACUGUAUGGCUCAAUUUUAUAAAAUUGUUCAAGAUAUGAAUAUGUAUAAUUGCACUGGCCAAUUUGAAUUCAUGUCGACUUGUCUUCAUAAUAUUACCAACACCUGUGCUAUCCCGCCAUCGUUUCUCGUGAAAUCUCAAGAAAAUUGUGAAAAAGUUCAUUUCCUAUCUUCGAAUUUCUGGAAUUGUUUGCAACAUCUCAAAUCAAAAAAUACCAUUCCGGAUCUCAUCAAAUAUCCAUGCUUUGUUGAACAUCAGUUUACCGAGGACUCUAUGAUAUGCUUGUUCCAAGAUAACUGA
This is a messenger RNA of Caenorhabditis elegans, 798 nucleotides long. RefSeq names its product DUF19 domain-containing protein (gene F40G12.2). Lineage: Eukaryota; Metazoa; Nematoda; Chromadorea; Rhabditida; Rhabditidae. The coding region runs from base 1 to 798 and encodes 265 amino acids. The transcript is spliced from 3 exons. The record is from RefSeq and is marked reviewed.